AUGAAGCUUAACAUCUCCAACCCCGCCACUGGCGCCCAAAAACUCAUCGACAUCGAUGAUGACCGCCGCGUCCGCGAUUUCAUGGACAAAAAAAUCUCGCAAGAAGUACCUGGCGACAAUGUUUCUGAUGAGCUCAAGGGAUUUGUCUUCCGGAUCACUGGAGGAAAUGACAAGCAGGGUUUCCCGAUGAAGCAGGGUGUGCUCCUCCCCCACCGUGUCCGUCUGUUGUUGGCCGACGGCCACUCGUGCUAUCGCACUCGCCGGACGGGUGAGAGGAAGCGGAAAUCUGUUCGUGGAUGCAUAGUGGGCCCGGAUAUCGCUGUGUUGAGUUUGGUUAUCGUGAAGCAGGGAGAAGCCGAAAUCCCUGGUCUCACUGACACCGUGCUUCCUAAGCGCCUUGGUCCCAAGCGGGCAACGAACAUCCGCAAGAUGUUCAACUUGUCCAAGGAGGAUGAUGUCCGCAAGUAUGUUAUCCGUCGGGAGGUUAAGAGUACGAAGAAGGAGAAUGCGAAGCCUUACACCAAGGCUCCCAAGAUCCAGCGCCUCGUUACUCCCCUCCGUCUCCAGCGCCGGCGUCACCUCCGCUCCGUCAAGCGCAGAAAAUUGGAGCACCAGAAGGAGCAGAAGUCUGAGUAUGAUGCUCUCAUUGCCAAGCGCGUAGCUGAAAAGAAGGCCAAGGUAGCUGCGAUUAAAGCAUCACACCACAAGGCAAGCACUGCUUAA
Molecule: messenger RNA, 723 nt
Organism: Guyanagaster necrorhizus
Lineage: Eukaryota; Fungi; Basidiomycota; Agaricomycetes; Agaricales; Physalacriaceae
Product: 40s ribosomal protein s6-b
Exons: 5
Coding region: 1-723 (240 amino acids)
Biological process (GO): translation
Cellular component (GO): ribosome
Molecular function (GO): structural constituent of ribosome
Source: RefSeq, a predicted model, not a curated record